This is a messenger RNA of Aspergillus puulaauensis, 2277 nucleotides long. Its product is annotated as Zn(II)2Cys6 transcription factor domain-containing protein. Gene Ontology annotation, biological process: regulation of DNA-templated transcription. The record is from RefSeq and is a predicted model, not a curated record. The transcript has 4 exons. NCBI's taxonomy places the organism in Eukaryota, Fungi, Ascomycota, Eurotiomycetes, Eurotiales, Aspergillaceae. Gene Ontology annotation, molecular function: DNA-binding transcription factor activity, RNA polymerase II-specific; zinc ion binding. The coding region runs from base 1 to 2277 and encodes 758 amino acids.
AUGUCCAAUGUCGACUUGACCGGCGACGGUUUCAUCGGACUUGAUUACGACUCGAGAAACUACAUUCAGCCUCAGUCAUGGCCAGUGGCGGUGGACCACCAGGCCUCCCAACGAACAGAUGCCUCGCGAGACAUCUCACCCUUACAAACCAGCGGUCACUCCUUUGAGCAGCCGGUGGCCCAGGAUCCGAACCUCAUCGUUGACUGGCAAUUUCAGCAUUUACAACCCCACCUUCAGUAUCCUCAGGAUGAGGCAGCCGCCGCCCCCCAGUUCACAACCGCAAGCUAUGGCAUGACUAUCCACUCAUCGCCCGUUGAUCUGAUGUCGGGGCCUCACGGUCAGAUGAGCACAAGCCUGCUGGACGGUCCUUAUCUACCUCUCGCCGCGCCUGUCGACAUGGUCUCAUAUCCAUACCAGGAUCUUCAACAGGAUCUUCUCGGAUUCCAACCCAACGGCCUUCCCGACAUGUCUUCAUAUACCACCGCACCACAGCAGAGCAUGAUUGAAAGCAGCUCACCGACGGAUACGUAUCUCGAGGUUCGGUCGUUGACCAGCUCGAGCAGUGACAAUGGUUGGAGUAUGAUUGAGCCUCGUCAUUCACAUGAGUUCUCUUUUCCAGACCAGGUCUUCAUCAACCCAACACAGACCCUCCAUGACAGGAGUCUAUCUGAGUCAUCAUACUCGACCUCUUACGGUAGCUUUGUUGACGUCUCGAAUCCCGUCAAUUCGCCCUGCUCGGAAACCAAUUUCGAGUCUGCUUUCAACAGCCCUGUGAACCGACGCAUUUCCUACGACCACACAUCACAUGGCUCUCAAUCACCCACUGCAAUUAGCCCCGCCGCCAUUGUCAGACCCAUCCAAGUACCGGGAAAGAAGGACACUUCUCCAAGCCGCUCCUCCGCAUCGAACUCGUCCUCCCCGCCUAGCAGAAAGCCAUCUCGCAAGAGCCCAAUCGCAGCGAAAACAGCCGAGACCAAGGUCCGCAAGCAGUCACACAACAAGUCUGAUUCUACGGAGAAGAAGGUGGGCAAGCGUAAGGGCCCUCUUCGGCCUGACCAGCGAAAGCAAGCCAGUGAGAUUCGAAAGCUGAGAGCUUGUCUCCGCUGCAAGUUCCUGAAGAAGACUUGCGACAAGGGCGAACCAUGUGCGGGCUGCCAACCGUCACAUGCCAGAUUAUGGCAGGUUCCUUGCACCCGCAUUGACAUCAAGGAGAUUGGUUACUUCAUGAAAGACUGGAAGGCAGACUACGAACGACACAUCACCCUUGGCUUCUCGGUCGGCAACAUCAAGGGCUUUUCGGAACAAGAGAGAACCCUCUUUAUCACCCACGGCUAUGGCCAGGUUCUCCCCAUCAAUGCCCGCGAAGUAUAUGUGCAUAACGAACAGUGUUUCAGUAUCGACUGGGUGGAAUCCAUGCACCGUGAACCCAGCCAACAUGAAGUUGAAACAGCUAAAUUGUCCGCCGGUAUGGAAGGUGUCUCGCAUGCUAUGUUGUCCGACUAUCUAGAUCGUCAUAUUGACGGCAACGGUACUUUCGAGAAAUUUGUGGAUGACUACUUCGAGGGCACCCCCUUCUUGACGCAGAUGCUCAAGACCGCGUUCCGGUACUAUUUCCGUACAAAGAUGCCCGUUAUUCGCAAAGCUCUGAAACUUGUUCUUGCCUACAACCUGACUCUUCACGUCACCAUGGUGGAGGGUUUGGGUGAAGAGGAGGGUUUCUUGGGCAAAAUCGAAGAUCAAGACUCGAAGUUCAAGGGCAAGACAAUGGCACCCGUGAUGAUCAACUUCCAGAUCAAGUGUGCUAUGGCGAGCAUGUGGCGUGAGUUGCAGAAGGAUGUUCUUGAGGAAUUAUCCGGCCUCUACUCCAGCGUCUACAGUGGCGACAAGCUGAAGAACUGGCCUACAAUUUUCAUGUUGGCGUCCAUUCUUCUGGCUGUCUGGGAGGAAAUGCAGUUCGACAGUCAUUACCGCACUCCUGACGAUGCUGCUGUUAAUAAAUUCUGCACCGACAUGGAGACGACUCCUGUCGGCGUCAUUGUUGGCCUGUUCCAAGCGAUCUCUCAGAAAUUGCCUUCGUUCUCCGAUUGGGAAACCUCGAAGCACCAUCACUUGCUUCACUCGAAUCCCGACGUCUGCAACACUAUGACCGAGGUUCGCCAACAUGUUGAGAAAUUUGAGAGCUACCUCCGUGGCCGCACAGGCUCCAAAUUCAACCGGAAUGACUUUGACUGCCUAUCCAACAAAUUCGUUUCCAGACUUGUGAUUCGCGCGAAUUAG